Molecule: messenger RNA, 1818 nt
Organism: Morus notabilis
Lineage: Eukaryota; Viridiplantae; Streptophyta; Magnoliopsida; Rosales; Moraceae
Product: tryptophan synthase beta chain 1
Exons: 5
Coding region: 64-1476 (470 amino acids)
Biological process (GO): L-tryptophan biosynthetic process
Cellular component (GO): cytoplasm
Molecular function (GO): tryptophan synthase activity
Source: RefSeq, a predicted model, not a curated record
CCCACCAAAAAGUUCAACCAUUUCUUUCUCUCUCUCUCCUCACUUUCUUUCUCUAACUAUACUAUGGCUGCCUCUACAUGUUGUUCCUCCACUCCUUGCAAACACCACUCCCCUAGUCUCCCCAAACCCUACAAUUCCUCUUCUUUCCCCUCCCAUUUGCCCCUCAAGUUCCGCAAAUUUACGUCCCGUGCCACCGCCGCCGCCACCGUCUUCUGCACCCUCGCCCACGACGCCGCCGCCGCCGUCGUAAUGCAGGAGGCGCCGCCGAGUCUCGAUCUCCCCCGGCCCGACUCCUUCGGGAGGUUCGGGAAGUACGGAGGCAAGUACGUCCCCGAGACUCUCAUGUACGCCCUCUCCGAGCUCGAGACCGCCUUCCGUUCCCUCGCCGGAGACCCCGACUUCGAGAGAGAGCUAGAUGGGAUUUUGAAGGACUACGUUGGUCGGGAGAGUCCUCUCUAUUUCGCGGAGCGGCUGACCGAGCAUUACAAACGUCCUGAUGGUGAAGGGCCACACAUUUACUUGAAGAGGGAAGAUCUCAAUCACACUGGGGCUCACAAAAUCAAUAAUGCUGUUGCCCAAGCUUUGCUUGCUAAGCGUCUGGGCAAACAACGUAUUAUUGCUGAAACCGGAGCGGGUCAGCAUGGAGUUGCCACUGCUACUGUCUGUGCUCGGUUUGGUUUGCAGUGUAUCAUCUAUAUGGGUGCUCAAGAUAUGGAGAGGCAGGCCCUUAAUGUUUUUCGAAUGCAGCUCCUUGGGGCUGAGGUUAGGCCAGUCCAUUCUGGGACAGCUACAUUGAAGGAUGCCACAUCUGAAGCUAUUAGGGAUUGGGUGACCAAUGUAGAGACAACCCACUAUAUUUUGGGUUCUGUUGCAGGGCCACAUCCAUAUCCCAUGAUGGUAAGAGAAUUCCAUAAGGUUAUUGGUAAAGAAACAAGAAAACAAGCACUGGAGAAAUGGGGUGGAAAACCCGAUGUUCUAGUUGCAUGUGUUGGUGGGGGUUCAAAUGCCAUGGGACUAUUCCAUGAAUUUGUCGACGACAAAGAUGUUAGGUUGAUUGGUGUUGAGGCUGCUGGUUAUGGAUUGGAUAGUGGUAAGCAUGCUGCAACAUUGACUAAAGGAGAAGUUGGCGUGUUGCAUGGAGCUAUGAGCUACCUACUACAGGAUGAUGAUGGACAGAUUAUUGAGCCUCAUUCUAUUAGUGCAGGUUUGGAUUACCCUGGCGUAGGACCUGAGCACAGUUUUCUCAAGGAUACAGGACGUGCCGAGUAUUAUAGUGUUACUGAUGAUGAAGCAUUGGAAGCUUUUAAGAGGCUAUCUCGAUUAGAGGGCAUCAUCCCAGCUUUGGAGACCUCUCAUGCACUGGCUUACUUGGAAAAGCUCUGCCCAACUCUCCCAAAUGGAACCAAGGUCGUACUUAAUUGCAGCGGCAGAGGGGACAAGGAUGUUCAGACCGCUAUCAAGUAUUUGCAGGUUUAAUGGUUCCGUGAUUUAAACCCAAGGGUCAUUUUUACUUAAGAGUGUUCUUAGUCCUCUUUGGGUGAAAAUGAAACGAAAAAUAAUAAUAAUCAAGAAAAUAGGAAUGUUGUUAGUUCAAGUUUUUUUGUCUGCUUUAGAUCCCGCUUUUUACAUGCACCAGCUAGUGAACAAAAAUUUUAAUUAGAAUCUUUGUUGUUUCCUUGUUCUUUUGGGAAAUGUCUUUCUAGUUGUCUUGUAGACUGUGUUUGUAAUCGCAGUGGGGACAUUCAUGUCUCUCUUUGGACCAAAGUUUUCGUUGGAAUUUUAUACUUCAUGAUCGCCAAAACCAAUGUUUGCGGUGCC